Messenger RNA from Lineus longissimus, 6014 nucleotides. Its product is annotated as tetratricopeptide repeat protein 28-like. NCBI's taxonomy places the organism in Eukaryota, Metazoa, Nemertea, Pilidiophora, Heteronemertea, Lineidae. The transcript has 15 exons. The record is from RefSeq and is a predicted model, not a curated record. Gene Ontology annotation, molecular function: protein binding. The coding region runs from base 192 to 5054 and encodes 1620 amino acids.
GGCGGACAAGUCAACAAACAGAAAAAGUUUUCUACAUUUGGUGGCCUUUUUCCCCAAGUAAAUCAUGACUUUGAGUAUCGAUUACAAUAUCACUUGUGUAGAUAUGAUUAAUAGGUCAUAAGGGAUAAAGAUCUUUUUGUUCCCUCCCCACCAUCACUCUUCCCUUUGACCUGUGCACAUUAGAACCAAUCAUGGCUUUGGAGAAAUUUGUAGCCAUUCAUCAGCUGAACCAGGCGAAUUCCUCGCUCUCGGCCAGCUUCAGCAUGUAUAGUUUGGCUGAAGGCAGUGAGGUAAUCAGUGAGGCUGAGGAGAUAAACGAGGUGAGGGCGCUACAAAAGAAGGGCGAUCGCGCACUCUCGGCCAAGAACUAUGCUGAUGCCAUCAGGCUUUACACGGAGGCCUUGGAGAUUGAUGAGGUUAAUGGCGCCGUCUUAAAGGCCCGAGCUACAUCGUACCUGGCCAUGAAGGAAUACGAUUUGGCCUUCAAAGAUGCGGAGAUGCUGAUCGGUCUACAAAAUGAGCAGCCGCAGGCUCAUUAUCUUCAUGGUGUCACACUGGACUACCUUGGCAAGAGCAAAGAUGCCAUCAUGGCGUUUCUAAACUCUCUGGACCUGGACCAAGAAAAUGCCAGCCUCCUCAGCAACCACAUUGCAUCGCUCACUGGAUCAUUGUGUGAUAUCCCUGAGAAGAAACUGUUAAAGUUGAAAGAUACCGAUCCAUAUAAGAAGCUAUGCGAGGUUGGCGCCUUCCUGUACAACUCGAAGAGAUACGAAAUCUGCAUUCGAGUCCUUAAGGUCGCACAGAAGGUUGAGACAAACCAGAAGGGCAUCACGAUGAAGGUGUUGCUGACACUCGCCAAUGCUCACAGCGCCUUGAAGCAUAAUGAGGAGGCCAUAAUGCUCUACCAGGACUGUCUGAAAGUGGCGGUGGCGACGCACGACGGACAGUAUCAAACAAAAGCGCUCGUGAAUAUCGCCAGUCUUUUCUUGGAGUUAAACGACACGCACAAGUCUAUUGUAUACUAUGAGAGAUUGUUGGACUUGGAGGCAGAGUUUUUGGUCAAUGAGGGUUGCUUGCCACCUUUCUGGACAAGGGAACUCGAGUGCGGGUUGCGGUUGAAUCUAAGCCUGGCGUACAAGUCGAUUGGGAAUCUGCGACAGGCGCUGGUCCAUGCGCAAAAAUAUCUCGCCCUGUUGGAGAAGUAUGACAUGAAAGAGAAGCUGCGAGCGGAGUCGCAACAUAACAUCGGGAUGUUGAAUGAAAUAUUAGAACAGUACGACGAUGCUGUUAACAAUUAUAAAGCAUAUUUGAAUCUGUGCAAGAAGACUGGUAAUAAGAAAGGGAUGGCUCAGGCCUAUGGCUGUCUGGGGAGUGUCUAUACUGUCCUGAAGAACUGGUCUUUGGCGAUAUCAUACCUUGAUCAACAGAUCGCCAUCGCCAAGAAACUUGAGGAUAAGCGUCUGCAGCGGUGUGGUCUCGAGCAACUCGGAGACACGUACAUGAAGAAAGACGACUGCGAAAAAGCCUUGAGUCAAUAUUUUGAACUUUUGAAACAGAGUACGAAAGUUGACAUCAGAAUGCAGUGUUCUGCUUUGUGUAAGAUAGGUGGCACUUAUCAGCAACAGAAGCGAUUCCAGUACAGCUUGUAUUACUUUGACGAAGCGGCAUCCUUGGCUCAAGAACGAGAAUUGGAGGAUAUUCAGAUUAUGGCGGAGUUUAAGUUAGCCUGCGUCCUGCAGACGUCAACACAAAUGAUGGAACUAGAACAGGCGAGGAAGUAUUUCGAGAAACUCAUACCGAUUUUGGAAACAAAGAUACAGAUGCAUCGAGAUGAAGACACGUAUUGUGCUAGUGAGUUGUAUGAGGAGCUGAUGCUGUGCUAUGACGGGAUACAAUCCGUCCUCAGUAAGUUGGGCAACAAGGAACAGGCUUUAGAAUUCGCGGAGUCCUAUCGACGCUAUCGGUUACUGCAUGAGAAAAGUCAUUCGGCCAUUGUUGGUCGUAGCGUGACGAGUUCGCACGGAUUGUCAGAGAGCUGGACCGUGGACAGGAUCAAACGUGUCGUGAUGCAGCAGAAUGCUACAAUCCUGUACUACAGCAUCCUUCACGACCUGCUUCUUCUCUGGGUGCUUCAGCCUGAUAAAGGUCUGGUUAGAUUCUACUCGACGCGGAUGUUGCCAAGGCAGACGACAAGUCAACAUAUCGCAACGUUGCUGCAGGACUUGACGAAGGAGUUCAAUUAUCGAGAACUACAGGCCGGGUGCGAGAACCGCGCCCUUCCGCUCCCUGACGUCCAUCUCACAGUUGCUCAAGAUAAAAACGAGAGACUCUCCGUCCAACACAAGAGAGAUGCCCUAAAGAAGCAAUUCGAGGCAGAAAACCCGGAGGAACCGUCACCAAAAGAACAAGUCAUGAACUCAAAACCAGCCGAGAGGAAGUUAUUCGAUCUCCUCUUGGCUCCUGUUGAGGACAUUCUGUGCGAGGUCGAGGAAGGCCACGUCAUCGUCGUUCCUGAUAAAGAAUUAUACGACUGUCCGUUUCAUCUGUUGAAAGACUGGAACAAUAAGUUCAUGAAGGACCGGUUCAGAAUCACAUACUUGCCAAGCUUCUAUAUGAUUGAGAAGGCAUUCUUGAACGAGCUUGACCAACUAAAAGCAGACGACGAUUUAGAGUUCUCGCGGUCGCAAGCAAAGUAUGGCGGCCUCCAGAAAGAAUUGCUCGGUCCAAUCAAAAAGAACAUCAUGUCUGUACAAGAUUCGGAAUCCAGUGUGACGUCGAAUGACGGCAGCGUAAUCGGCGCGGUGAAUCCUAAACAUACGUCUUACCCGAGAAUUGUGCACAUCGUUCCAAAACCUAGUCCAGCAGCCCAAUCGGCAACCCCGGCUGAGAAACUUGUGAAAAAGAAACAGCAACGACAGAAUACGUUAGUGCCGAUACCGCAGCCUUCAACGAACAAAAUGGUGUCAAAGAUUCUCAGCGGCGGCCCCAAGACACCCCGGACGCCUAAUUCUAAACUUCCGACAGAUUGUCCCACGAAUAUGCCCCAGAUCCUUGGCAUGCAUACACUGACUACCAUGACGACCUGCACGUCCACUGGAACUGAUGUGGUAUCCUCCACGGGCACGGUGACGGAGUUCAAACAGAUCAGCGAUCACGAUCGGUUUGUGGUGAUCGGCAAUCCAGCUCUGCCUGAGAGGCUGCAGCUGCGUAACACACUGUGGCGCCCUCCCGGUGGCCUGGAAGCCGAGCGCAAGGAGAUUCAACGGAUAGCGUCUUACAUCGAGGUUGAACCCAUCAUGGGCGCGGACGCCACCAAGGAUAGAUUCCUUCACGAGUUUGCAACAGCGUCUGUCCUGCAUAUUGCAACUUACGGUUGUGCCCACGAUGGCUCCCUUGUGAUGUCGCCGAACGUAACCUACCAGGAGAGCGGCCCGCCACCAGGGGGCGCCUACCUGAUCUCAAAUGAGGAGAUCCGCUCGGCCUGCACGAUGGCCAAACUGGUCAUCAUCAGUUCGGGUUGGAGUACUUAUCAACGCAAAUAUGAAGAGAGACAGUUACUCCUGCCUAGUGCAUUUGUCUUGGCUGGUGCUCAAUGCGUGCUGUAUCUCAUGUGGCCCAUCACUGACAGAGUCUUGGAGAAAUUCUACUACCACUUUUACGAGACGUUACAGAAAGGCUCGCUGGUUACUGAAGCUGUGAGGGCAGCCAUGGGGGAGCUGGCAGGGACGGAAGGCUACAACAAGCUGCACCAAUGGGCACCGUUCAUCCUGGUCGGGAAAGACGUCAACGUGAAUCUCAACCAUAUCAAACACGCCAUGAUGGAUCAGACGAUCGACGACGCCGAAUCUGACGUCAUCCGUCUGCUCAACAAGAACCCGCUCAAUCCAGUUCCUGCGAUACCAAACGUGCCCGGGCGUGAUGAAAACAUGCACAGUCUGCAGGUCAUGUUUAUGAAGUUGCUGUCUGCACACAAACAGCAGCCGGAGGUUCUCCAGUGUCUUGUGGACAUGCUUGACAGUGGUUUGAAGCGACUGCACACCGAAGACAGCAAGGUGACAACGGAACUAGACGACAAGAUAGCAGAGAGCCCGGCUGCACUCGAGCUGCUCAAGUUCCUAGGGUUCCACUUCCAGCCCAAGGGACCUUACAUAUCCCACCCUUACGUUGUCUACCCUCACUGGAACAUUGAUGAGCUCUUGGUGCCAGCGUACGAUGCCUUACGGGCUUUAUCAGAUGUGGCAGAAGAUGAAUCGAGCAAGCGCGCCUUCCUCGAGUUCUUCCCGACAACACAAGACAACAUUUCAUACAUGAUUGAUAUGAUUGCUAUCACCAAGCACGCCCAGGAGAUCCAGCUGAAAGUCUCAGACCUGUCCGUCAAGUCAUUGUGGAGUCAACCAAAAGCCAACACACUCCUCAAGGCGUUUGGCUUCAAACAGAUUGGCAUGCUCUUGAACUUCAACCGGAUCCCUGCAAACAGGAAACUCUUGAAUGGUCUUCUACAGUUCCUUCUCUCCGUGUCGAGUUAUAAGAGCACCGUCCUCAUGCAUAAACUAGACGUCAAUCACCUUGGGACCCGACUAACAAACGCACCAGUGAACGUCGGUAAUGCUAGGAUACCAACCUUGGCACCACUUAUGCUUCCUAGGAACAAGGUGUACAUCAGCAAACCAUGGAUGUCCCAGUACGAGUCCACGAACGAGAUGGAUGAGAAGAUCAGCCUUGCCAAGCAGCGCCACUCGUUGGAUGCAGAUUUCAACAGCCACGCUACUCGGGUAAAGACCUGGCAGCAGAAUACACUCCUGGGACAGGCCCAAGAAAGUCUGGAUAAAUUUGGCGAAGUUUCACAACGUCCAUUAAAAGUUAAAGUCAUCCCCGGAGAGACGACAUCACACCCGACCAAGUUGGUCGAUGAGAAGCCAGUCUUGAGCAUUUGGCAGACUGACGACAGACGAGACUAUGCCCAUUACGUUUUACUGCAGCGCUUGGAGAAUGUCGGACUCCGACAGAAGGAUGAAACGCAGAAGAUGUACCUUCCAUACAUUCCAAACAAAUAGAUUUUUGGUUGUUGGAGAAAGUUUGUUGUGGUUGCAAAUGUUGGUUGUUAUAUAAAGGUUUAGUCAUUGUUUUGAACCAAACCGACGAAGGAUGCACCACAGAACAAAUAGAAUUUUGUUCGUUAGAAAAACUUGUUGUAGAUUUUGGAUUUAAUAAAAGGUUAAGUCAUUGUUUCAUACCAAAAAGUUUAAUUUUUGAUAAAAGUAGGCAGGAAGUAAUUGCUAUGGUUGUGAAAAGACUUACAAAGUAUGUGCCUUUCAUAUGUUGUAUUAGUAAGUGUUUUACACUCUCUGAACUUGUGUUGUCAAUACUGAUUUGUGGACUUGGAAUCAGGGCCAUGAUUGAUGAAAGUUUGAACAAAUGCCCCAAGAGAACAGACCUUUUUUCGAAUGAAUGAAUGAAUGAAUGAAUGAAUGAAUGAAUGAAUGAAUAAAUGAAUGAAUAUAAGAAUUUCUAUAGCGCCUGAAUUAAAAGAAAAACUUAAAUUCUCAGGCGCUUUACAAAGCAAAACACUCCCUGAAAAGGUGUUGUUUCAGGAGAGUUUUGAAAAUGUCUAUGGAACCAGCAAGCCUGAUGUUGGAAGGUAGCUGGUCCCAUAGAACCAGUGAUGACUUGUAAAAAGAACGGUCACCAAAGGUUUUGCACUUAGUGCGAGGGACCACCAAAACCUGUGACCUUACCAUUCAAGAGAAUGCUCAUCAAACCAGUUGUGAAAAUUUCUUUGCUAGUAUUGGCAGAUUAUUACCAGAUGACUAUUAAUGUUUUAUCCGUCCUUAAAGACCUAGUGCCUUGGACUAAAAGUAACUGUGAUAUCUCAAUCUGUUUAUAAAUGUGACUCGCUCUACCAAAACUAGGCGCUUGUCGCAUGUGAACUCGACAGGUUGAUACGGACUUGUUGUUCAUUUCCCUAUUGUAGACCUUUUGUGAAAUCUAUUACAAACUGAUUUGGUCACAUUUCA